This is a messenger RNA of Myodes glareolus (Bank vole), 2504 nucleotides long. NCBI's taxonomy places the organism in Eukaryota, Metazoa, Chordata, Mammalia, Rodentia, Cricetidae. The record is from RefSeq and is a predicted model, not a curated record.
UCUGAUUAAGGAAGGCCUGAAACAGGUUUCCUUGUUUUUUCUUUUAGGAAUGCUUUAAAGGAAGUUGGGCUACUCACAAGUUACUACAUAAGAAAGCAAAAGAUGAAAAGGCGAAACGGGAAGUGUGUUCCUGGACCGUAGAAGGAGAUGUUAACACUGAUCCAUGGGCAGGCUACCGGUACACUGGUAAACUCAGACCACAUUAUCCACUGAUGCCAACAAGGCCAGUGCCCAGUUACAUUCAGAGGCCAGACUACGCUGACCAUCCCUUAGCUGUGUGUCAGGCACUGUGCUAAGUUCUUUGCACGUGUUACUCCAUUUAAUACUUUCAACAUUUCUGAGGAAUGUCUGAAUCUGAACAGGCUCUCAAAGGUACUUCUCAAAUCAAAUUACUCUCAGCUGAAGAUAUAGAAGGGAUGCGACUUGUGUGUAGGCUUGCUAGAGAAGUCUUGGAUAUUGCUGCUGGGAUGAUUAAAGCAGGUGUAACUACUGAAGAAAUCGAUCACGCUGUACACUUAGCAUGCAUUGCAAGAAAUUGCUAUCCUUCUCCCCUGAAUUACUAUAAUUUCCCAAAGUCUUGUUGUACCUCAGUAAAUGAAGUCAUCUGCCAUGGGAUUCCAGACAGACGGCCUUUGCAAGAAGGUGAUAUUGUUAAUGUGGACAUCACUCUUUAUCGAAAUGGUUAUCACGGGGAUCUAAAUGAGACCUUUUUUGUUGGAGAUGUGGAUGAAGGAGCACGGAAACUUGUCCAGACUACAUAUGAAUGCCUGAUGCAAGCCAUUGAUGCAGUGAAGCCUGGUGUUCGAUACAGAGAGCUGGGAAAUAUCAUUCAGAAACAUGCCCAAGCAAAUGGAUUUUCAGUUGUUCGAAGCUAUUGUGGGCAUGGAAUCCACAAACUUUUCCAUACAGCCCCAAAUGUGCCACACUAUGCCAAAAAUAAGGCAGUUGGUGUGAUGAAGUCGGGCCACGUGUUUACAAUUGAGCCAAUGAUUUGUGAAGGUGGAUGGCAGGAUGAAACCUGGCCAGACGGCUGGACUGCAGUGACGAGGGACGGAAAGCGAUCCGCCCAGUUCGAGCACACCCUGCUGGUCACGGACACUGGCUGUGAAAUUCUUACCCGGAGACUUGAUAGCUCUCGGCCUCAUUUCAUGUCCCAGUUUUAAUUCUCCCAAGAUGCCUAAUGUCUGAACACCAUCUUGUACUGUGCGUUUUUAUUGAAAGUACAGAAAUGAACAGCCUUUUAGAAAUCACUCAGUUUGUUUUGACUGUGGCUAAGAAGGGACUACAGCAUUUGGUGUGUGUCCUCAGAGCUUUUUUGGGGGUCUGAAAAAGCUGAGAAGAAUAAAGGAAACAUUGCUUACUUCCUUCAGUCCCUAGCCUCACCCCCUCAGUUCUCUGUACUCUGUUUUCUUCUUUGUUCCUUGAGCAUUUUGACCCUGAAUCUGCUUCUCACUGCUUUGUCACUGCCACAGACGAGCUGCCAAGGGCCAGCUGCUUUCCAGGAGAGUGUUGAAGAUGAGAAAUCUUGAAACUUUAGCAACACAUUGCUCCAGAUUUUUAAUUAUAUAUUGGUAUAUAUGGAAAUAUAUAUAUGCAUACAUUUUAAAUUCCAUGUACAAAAUUAUUGAACACUGUAUGACCUUUGGUCUGGGUUGAUUCUGCUUUGACAGGAUAUCUGCUAUCAUAAGUGGAUCCAUAAUUUGCUAGUGGUUAAUUCCUGGUUGGGAAUUGGACUCCACUCACCCUCAUGCUAAUUAUUUACCGUUGUAUGUAUGUAGAAAAGUCUCCUGCAGUGUGGACUCAGUGAGUGAAUGGGAAGGCUCUCUUGGGAGGUGGUGAGAUAGUUGUGCUGCAGGCGGGGGCUGGCACUGCAGCAUCAGUUCACAGUACACUGCUGUCUCAGACCUUUUCUUCACAACCCUUCUUUUCUGAGGUUUCCCUCCCAAGUACUCAGAGAAGAGUGACAGUUGUCCUGUGGCAGGCAGGUGACGGGGGAAGAAUUCCAGUGUCUCCAGUCGUGGUGACUGAGGGUUAGCAUUUAGUCACUGGCGGCAGUGAGAAAGGACUCCAAGUGCCCGCGGGCAUGCUGCUGCCCUGUGUCGCCAUGUACCUCACCUCUGUAGACGAGAGUCAUCCAAACUGACCCUGGGGCCAGCGUCUGUGCUCUGUGUGCAGUGGAGACACACUAGAGCAUAAAGCUGUCACGAGAGCAUCCUUGAUUCCUAGCUAUCUCAUGACUUUAUUGUAAUAUAAUUUGAUACCAGUGACACAUACUUUAAGACAUCAUCUUUUCCAGAGUGCCUCAGACCUUAUUGCUUUAAGAGAAUGAUAAUGUUUUCAUGACUUUAAUGAUUUAGUAAAGUGAUUGAAUCUGGUGUAAACUUUUGGGUGUGUGUGUGUUUAAAGUUUUUAAUCAAACUGUAAUAUUUGUGAAUGGAAUGCUUUGUAAUAUGAAUGUUAAUAUAAUAUGUAAAGGGAGAUUAAAAGUUUGAAUGAUUAUCCCA